Molecule: messenger RNA, 1978 nt
Organism: Eriocheir sinensis (Chinese mitten crab)
Lineage: Eukaryota; Metazoa; Arthropoda; Malacostraca; Decapoda; Varunidae
Product: general transcription factor IIH subunit 3-like
Exons: 7
Coding region: 359-1204 (281 amino acids)
Biological process (GO): regulation of DNA-templated transcription; nucleotide-excision repair
Cellular component (GO): transcription factor TFIIH core complex; transcription factor TFIIH holo complex
Source: RefSeq, a predicted model, not a curated record
GUGUUGGUGUUGUAAGCGACGUCAACACCACGACGCCACUGUCACGCCGCCUCCACCUCCUCCACUAACCACCACCACAACAGCCACCAGCAAUCCACACCGCCAGGGCAAUAGAGAGCGUGGUCCCAUAGCCUAACUAGCCCCAUAAAAGCCCCCAAGAAGAAGAAGAAGACGCCAUACUGUCACGCCUCCUCCUCGUAGAAGCUCCACUAACCACCACCACAACAGCCACCAGCAACCCACAACGCCAGGGCAAUAGAGAGCGUGGUCCCAUGGCAUAACGAGCGCCCUUAAAGCAUUGAAGAAGAAGAAGGCUCCUCCACAACACAAGGACGUCAACACACCAAAUUGACACAGCAUGGCGGAGGAGGGGUGCCUGCUGGUGAUGGUUGUGGACAUGCACCCACAGCUGGCUGAGCACGACGCACACACCUACUUCAACGCCGUCGUGGCCUUCGCUAACCUCCACCUGGCAGCCAACGCGCGGAACUCCCUCGCUGUGCUGGCCGCCAAUCACCUGGAGUCACGGUUCCUCUACCCAGGCUCCAAUGAAGAUGGGAUUGGGAGACAGAAGGACGGGCGGCUGGAGAUGUUGGGACAAGUGGACCGGGCCAUUGAGAGGGGCGUGAGGGCCAUGGCUGAGGCGGCCGCUAGCACCCCCACCAACCCUGAGCAGAAUGAGUCCCUUCUCUCUGGGGCCAUGGGCAGGGGGCUCCUCUACAUCAAGCGCAAGGAGACCGAGGAGAUCCUGGCCAAGAGGAUGCAAGCCAGGCUACUUGUGCUCAAGAUAUCCUCGGACACGGGCAGCCAGUACCUGACCUACAUCAACACCUACCUCACGGCCCAGAAGUCCUCGACGCCCGUGGAUGUGUGUGUCAUAGGGGGCGACUGCGGCCUCCUGCAGCAGGGCGCCGACAUCACCGGCGGCACCUACCACUGUGUGCGCCAGGUAAACGAGCUUCUCCAGACGCUGCUCCUCAUGUACCACUGCGACACAGCCACCCGCCGCAAGCUGAACACCCCCGCCCCGGACACAGUGGACUACCGCGCGGCCUGCUUCUGUCACCGCACGCUUGUGGACAUGGCCAGCGUGUGCUCCAACUGCCUCUCUGUUUACUGCAAGGCCGUCCCGCUGUGCACCACCUGCAAUGUUAUCUUCCAGACGGACCGACCGCUCGUACGCACGGGCAAGAAGAAGAAGUGAAGUGAUGAGGUGCGUAGAGGAGGAGGAGAGGUUGAGGAAAUGAAGAGAAAUAGCUAGAGAAUUAGGAGGAAGACAAAAGGAAAGGUAUAUGAGGUGGAGGAAGGUAGGAGGAAUGAAGAGGAGAGAAGGCAAAAAGAACAAAAAAAGGGUAGAUAAGGAAAAUUAGUAGGAAGAGGAGGAGGAGGAGAGAAAAUGCAGGGGAGAGAAUAUGACAGGAAUGAAAACGAUUAUAGUCAAGCUUUAUAAUUACUUGGGAGAAUAUGUUAAUCUCGGAGGCAGUAAAACGCUGUGUGUCACUAGUCUGGUUUCUGUUUUCCACACCCCAGAAAUGCUGUGCAGCCUCUCCCUGUCAUGGAAACACAGGACGUAGGAGGACAGGGAUCACAGACCAACAUGACAAGACCUGCUGGCUAGUGACUCCCUUGGGCUGGGCAUCACCUUCCAAGUCUUCCAGCACACUCUGGCAGCUCAGCAGGACCUUCCCCCACUCCAGAGGCACAUCUUAUCACCAACAGUCUCCAGCAACCUGUACCACCCCUGGGGCUCUGUACGGCCUGCCCAGUCCAAUGUAACACUGAGAUGGAAGGGGAAAGAUGUGGUGCCUGGUCGUCCCCCGCCGCUGCUCUCGCCAGGGAGGAGGGGCAUGUGUCCAGCUCAAAAUCUCUUGCCAGGGUGGAGGGAUGUCUUGCAGAGUGGUUAAGCAGCCUGCCUAUCCGACACACUUAAGGGCCGCUCGUCUGUCCGGGAAAGGGGAAGAUUAAAUAGUUAACAGGG